This is a messenger RNA of Blepharisma stoltei, 2249 nucleotides long. NCBI's taxonomy places the organism in Eukaryota, Ciliophora, Heterotrichea, Heterotrichida, Blepharismidae. The record is from the annotation of a GenBank genome assembly.
AUGGGACUAAGAGCUAGAUACAUAACUUGACCUUUAGGUCAGCAAUUGCAGCUUACAUUCAUCACUACAGGUUUCUUAAUAUCAUUGAUCGUUGUUAUUAUAACCCAAACACAAUUAGAUUGACUAAAGUCUAAAAUGCUAGACAAAUCCGAAUCAGUUCUCAAAAGUUCUCUUAUCCCCCAUUUAUUAUUCCACAAAAAUCAGAUAGUAAUUAAAAAUUAAAAUAAUAUGUUUUGCUAUUAAAAAUGCCUGAGUUAGUCAUCAAAUGACAAUUUUAGCUAGAGAAAAAGGCAGGGUUGUAGAGCAAUACUUAAACAAUUAUUUUGAUUUGGCUUACUCAAUUCGAGAAUUAGAUGCCAUGAUGCUAGGAUUAAGAGGCUACAGCGAGCCAAUAAUAGUGCCAAAUAGCCCAGUCUGACAUGAUAAAAAUACAGACGUGAUGGUGAAAAAUCAGUAUGGAGAAACAGUAGAUUACCUCACAGGAGUUUUUAUGUCUCCUAACGAAAACUCUUUAUCAGAUGAAGGCACUGAAAUUGUAAAUGACCAUGCAGCAAUGGAUCAGCUUUAUCCCACUCUAUUCAGAAACAACACAAUUUAUGCAAUUUAUACAGGUUUUGCGACUGAUGAAAUAAUACAUGAAUAUCCAGGGAAAGUUUUCACAGACACCUCAUAUACGCCAAUUGUUGAAGAAUGGUACUAUAAAGCAGAUGAAUAUAAAGGAUACCCAGUUGUCACUGAGUCUUACACGAAUACUGAAACGAAUACGACUAUUUUUACAAUUUCAACCGCUUUAGUAGUAAAUAGUUCAACUUAUAGCGUUGCAGCUGUAGAUGUGACACUGUAUGAAUUAGAUCAGGCACUUAAGGAUGUAACUGUAUUGGAAGAUGGAUUUAUCAUACUAACUAGCCCUAAAGGAUAUACAUAAAAUGGCGACCUAAGCCUGCCCAACCGACAUCUUGACGCAAUUUUUUUUCAACCUCAUGGCAAAAGCGAAUUGGGGGCGAGGUUUCGGCCUUAUAUGUGCUUAUAUAUGUCCGGGUAGGCUUUGGCUUAAUUUCUGUGGUAAAUCCGGCAAUGUCCUUCGGGACUAUAGGUGGACUUCACCACGAUUUCAUCGUUGCGGCAUGGCCCAUUAAUUAAAUCAUUUUCCCUUAUCUGCUUCGGCAAGCACCUAGCACCAGCUGGACUCCGGGAUUUUCCCGGAUCAAGCUACUUUUCAAAUACAUCCGAAGCAGGGCCGCAGAAAUCAAUAAUCCGUCACUCAACACUCAACGCUGGAGCCUAGCAAGGCAAGGAGCAGACGUGCCUCCUUUGUGCUCACUCAUCUACCUGGUAUUAGGCAGAUUCUAGAGGAGAAGAAAGAGGCAUUCAAGCACUCUCGCAGGAGAAUCAUAAUCUCAUUCGUCCAAGCCGAGGAGUAUGGCCUCGCAAGCGGAUGAACGCUUAUGAGUCCUUGAUCAGUGAGUAGCUAAUACUGACUUCACCCAUCUGCAAUUUAAGUUUAAGGAUAAGACUAUCCUAAAGGAAUAAAUAUUAUACAGCCUUCCACAUGAGAUUAUUUAGGGACCACCGCUAAAAUUUAUGAAGUCACACUUGGGCUUAGCCAAUCUAAGUGGCUCGAUUUAGUUGUAAACCCUGACGACACUGAGUUGAAUACCUUUAAAGAUAUAAAUGGCACUGUUUAUUACUAUGUUAUUGAGCCAGUUCGCCCCUAUGCUGAUAUAACCAAUGUGACUCACUAUUUGCUGGUCUGUGCCAAGAAAGAAAAUACCCUGAAGCCUAGGGAUGAUCUUUCUAACAACUUUACAAAAAGUUACAAAAUUAUAUUCUGAGUCGUUUUUUCAAUAGCAAUCACUGUUUUCAUCAUAAUUGCUUUGUUUAUACAUUUUAUAACUUCAAAAAUCAGCGCUCAGCUUAAGAGGAUUGACAAAGUUUUCUAUAAAAUCAUAAGAAGAGGUCUAUUUUCCAGCAUAACAAAAGGCCAAAAUACCGCUAAGCUUGAAGAAUAUCAAAAUGGGAUGGAGUCCAUUGUUGAUUCAGUUCUCGAAAAGAUUGAAUUUAUCAAAUUCAAAGAAGAAAAGUUUUCUUACUACGAAUGAGGAAUAACUCGUCCUAAGGACGUAAUGAUUACCCAUAGGUGGGAAAAUAGGCUGUAUCCUCUGAACCUUCAUCAUGAUAAACAAAUGAGCUGAAGGCAUGUACUCCCAAAACUUACCAAAAUUUCAAAAAAGAAACUGAAUUCAACAUAA